ACGUGUAGUUCCAUUCUCUUGAGCUGCGAGCUUUCUUAACUGCGACAUUGGAUCAACAUGGCGAGCACCGUGGCGAACAAGUGUCUCAGUCCUCUGGCUUUCCUCACCAGGAGGCUCUCCGCUCCCGAGUUCAUCACUCAGUGUUGCUAUCACAAGAAGGUGGUGGAUCAUUAUGAGAACCCCAGAAAUGUGGGCUCGCUGGACAAAAACUCCAAGAAUGUUGGAACUGGUUUGGUGGGUGCCCCGGCCUGUGGGGAUGUAAUGAAGCUUCAGAUUGAGGUGGAUGACCUGGGGAAGAUUGUGAAUGCCAGGUUCAAAACUUUUGGCUGUGGUUCUGCCAUCGCCUCAAGCUCUCUGGCCACCGAGUGGGUGAAGGGCAAAUCUGUGGACGAAGCUUUGAAGAUAAAGAACACAGACAUCGCCAAGGAGCUCAGUCUUCCUCCUGUUAAGCUUCACUGCUCCAUGCUUGCCGAAGAUGCCAUCAAGGCAGCCCUUGCUGACUAUCGUCUCAAGCAACAAGAUGACCAGCAGGAGGCAGUCGGAGCCAGCAAUUAAAUGGAGCGCUCACGCUUUGUGCUGGGCCCGGUUUGGCUCCCUGCUGCCGAGAAGAGAAAUAGUCCAGCGUCAACACCUCACUUUCCUGCGGCAAUGGUGACGAGCCCACCACCUUUCAACCCUCUGUAGCAGUGUUACACCAGGCUGUUUUUAUUAGUCUGCGAUCCUCUAACCGUGUAUACUGUAUCUUUUAGCCUGUCACGUAAACGCACAAUAUAAGCACUGUUUUGGGUUGUUGGUACAGAGAUGAGCCUUAUUUUUGAAAUUGCUUUGUGCAGGUGGAGUGUUUUUUAUUUUGAAAGGUGUGAUGGAGGUAUGGAUGAAAGCUAAAAGCUGUUUAUACCCUCUGCACUCUAAACGCACUGACCUGUUGAUUAAGCAAAGUGGCUUGAACCAAAGAAAGGGGGUCCAGUAGUUUCAAAUGCAACUUAUAUUUACAAAUGCUUCUUUAAAAGUCUGUAAUAAAAUUAUCCCUAAUUGUA
Haplochromis burtoni (Burton's mouthbrooder) is the source of this 1037-nucleotide messenger RNA. Its product is annotated as iron-sulfur cluster assembly scaffold protein IscU-like. Gene Ontology annotation, biological process: intracellular iron ion homeostasis; iron-sulfur cluster assembly. The record is from RefSeq and is a predicted model, not a curated record. Gene Ontology annotation, molecular function: 2 iron, 2 sulfur cluster binding; ferrous iron binding. Gene Ontology annotation, cellular component: cytoplasm; mitochondrial matrix. The transcript is spliced from 5 exons. NCBI's taxonomy places the organism in Eukaryota, Metazoa, Chordata, Actinopteri, Cichliformes, Cichlidae. Bases 58 to 555 code for a protein of 165 amino acids.